CCCCUCCCCAGGGCUUGCUGCGCCGGGAGGGGCUCCGGCCCCGCGCUGCCAUGAAGGUGGCGGCUCUGUGGGCGGGCGCCCUCCUCUCCAGGCUGCGCCGCGCCCCGCCGGGCCCCAGCCCGCGCUCGGCUCCCGGUGCCACCGACAAGGAGCCCGGGGCGCGGGCGGAGGCAGAGGGGCUGCUGCUCAUCACCCCGCCCGACAUCGGGGAGGAGGCGGAGGCCGAGGGCGACCAGGCGGCCGGCAUUCCGCGGCACCCCGCGAAGGGACUGUCCAUAGGUUCCCCAAAUCGGUGUCUCUCUGGAAAAAAUGGAGCGUCUCUUCCAUCAGUUUUUGCAAGAAAUGUGCAAGAAGCCAUUGACAAUUAUACUUGCAAGACACUUUCAUCACUUUCUUCUAGUGGUUGUACAACACCCACAGAGUUGAAUAAUACUUGGCCUGGAAUAAACAGCUAUACUACCAGUUUGUCUACUGAAAGAAGUUCGGUUUACUCCUGGCGGGAUGAUGAAUUUGAUAAAGCAAACACACAGAAGGUCCAUCAGUUAUUUUGGGAGAUUGAUGAAAUGCUGUUUGAAGGAAAAGUGACCUCCCAAACAGAGAACCUGCAGGCAGAAUGUGCAGAUUGGGUUGAACAAUUUCCUCAUAUAAGGGUUCUAGGAAAGCAGCUCCUAGUGCCAAAAGAUGAAGGCUUUCAGCAUUUUCAGAGCAAAAAUGAUGCCCGUGUAGAUACUAAGAGUGUGCCUGGCCUCCUUGAAUGUACUGGUCAUACAAAAGAGCUCUGCAUCUCAGGAUCUAAACUGAUCCCAACAGCAUUUCCAAUACAUACAUCACUGGAUUCAAGUUCCACUAGGAUUUCUUCUUCAGACUCAGCCAUGUAUUCCUUCCUGGAAGAAGAAAUUUAUGAUGAGGAUGGAAAAAUAGAGGAAUAUCUUGCCUUUGACAACAAGGAACUUGAGGAUGAGAUUUGGGAACAAAAGAAAAUGCGUCUUUCUGAGAAGAGGUGUAAGCGUGGCAUCCCCCCUGUUUCUCCCAAUGCCUGUAUCAAAGAUGCUGUUACUUCUGAAGUAUUUGAUCAUAUCUGGAGCAGUGUCAUUGGAAUAUUGGAGGAACUGAUUAAAAAAAAUUGGGAAACUAAUGUCCCAGAGUGUGACCAACAAAUAGAAAAACUGAAAACUGUUACAGAAAAACUGCCGCGUUUGCCAGUCAUUCAUAUUACAGCAGAUGCUGGGACCAUUCCUCUUUCCAGAGGCUAUGAAGCACGAAGUGUAUCUUUUGGGGCUCAUUCUGUUUCAUCACAGGUUUACCGUUUCUCCAACAACUUCUGUACUGAUCUGCGUGGUGUGAUGACAAUUCAGGCAAAACCACUCCAACAGAGGCAUGCUACCACAGCAGAAAAAAUACAGAAUGAGCAAGAAGACAAACAGCACAGCAUUGCCUACAGCACUCCAAAUUCAGCCCAUGGUAGACUGGGGACAACUUCUGCUAACAGUGUUCUCUCAUCAUCUCCAGUUCUGCUGGCAUCUUCUAGGAAACUACCAAGGUUACCUUCUCUCACCUCUGACCAACCCUGUUCAGAAGUUCCUAAUAUGUACCAUGAUGAAAUCUGUAAAGGGAUGAAAUUGGUUGGCAGCCGGGAUCGUUUGUCUCCUGCUUGUGCACCUGCAACCCAGAACAAGUUACCACCAAUAAACUCUGAGGUUGUGGAACAACGUGUUUCAGUACCUCGAAUGCAACAGAGCUUUCAUCAAGAACGAUGUGCUCAUAGCAGAGUGUCAAGUGCAGUAGCUGGCACGACAGAGCAACAGCCACUCAGAGAAAGAACUGUUACUGUUGAUCAAUUUUCAAGACCCAACACAACUCAUACAUUCAGGAGAGACACACCUCAGAAGUCACUGACUUCCAUGGAUUUUGCUAACCACAGAAGAGCUGGUCAAGGAUUUUUGAUAACAGGUUCGCAGAAUUACUCCAGAUCCUUUCAGAGAAAUCCUCCAACCUCAAGGAAGAAAUUUCAGAUUGCUUCAUAACCUGUUUUAGGAAGAAACAUAAACACUCUACACUGAAUGAAAGACUGAAGCACUAAAUUUGCCACUUAGUAUCUUGUGUAACAAAGAAGGUGUGCAUAUGCUGGUGGUGUCUGCUGAGACUUGCAAUCCUCAGGAUGCCUGCAUUACCUUCUUUUAAAAUUAUUUGACCAGAGGUUAGAUUAAAAAUUAGAGUAAAAUGAAAUAAAUGGUUGAGGUGUCUUCUCUGUUUGCAGUAUCAAGAGACUGUGGCUGCACUUUCUUCUCAGGCAUUCCUCCUUUUUAUGCCUUUCCUAGAGAAUUAUUUUUCUACCUAUCAAAUAAGAUACAUUUAGAUCAUAAAGUGCUGUUCCUGCUUUUUUUGUUUCCUUAAAGGUGUUCUAGUCUAUCUAGAUAUUAGUCAUAUAUAAAGUUUAUACUUUUAAAUUUAUACUUUUAAACAGGAGUUUGCAGUACUUCAACUGCUAUUUUAACAUUUCUUCAUUUUUCAAUCUGUCUCAUUAUUAUAUUAUUAUAAUAUUUGAUCUCUUACAAAUAUUAUCUGUACCAACCUUUUUUUCUUCUUCCUUUAAUUCUUUUGAAAUCUCAUUUAUUGCUGUUCUAAUCAUCAGCAACUAUGGGAAUUGCUGAGAUAAACUUUGUUUACAGCAAGUAAUGUUUUCCCUUCCAAGCCAAACAUAUUUGUAGAUGCCGAGCAAUUGAACCACAUGCUGACAAAUCUGUAAGACCAUUCUCACUUUUUGAGAUUUCUUGUACAAAUUAAGAGAAGAACAGAAUAACAAGUGUCUGUUUCUGCAGCUUAAAAAGGAAGAUUUUCUAAUUACUAGAGCAAUGGAUUGCUCUCGGGUGGCAAGAGAGAGGAAGAAGGAUGUUUGCUGUCUACCAGAAGUAUUUUAACACUUCUCACUUUUGGUCAGUUUUUGGGCACCUGACAUCUUACAUCCUAAUAGUCAUUAUAGACUCAUUCCAGGUUGGCAGGUACCUCAAGGAUCAUCUGGUCCAAUCUUUGCUGGCAAAAGCACAGUCUGGAUAAGAUGGCCCAUCCCCCUUCCAGCUGAAUUGUAAGUGUCCAAUGUUGGAGAAUCCAUCACUUCCCACAUAGUGGAGAGAUUAUUCCAAUGGCUGAUUAUUCUCAUUGUGGAAAGUUUUCCUCUCGUGUCCAGUUGGAAUCUUCCCAGGUGUAACUUGCACACACCACUCCUCACUUUUCCAUAAGACUCCAUAUGAAAAGGGAAUUUCCAUCUUAGCAGCCACGCUUUAAAUACAGGAAUACAGUGAUAAGGUGUGCCUAAGCUUCUUUUUUCCAAGCUGGACAAAUCCAGUUUUCUCAGCCUUUCCUCACAUGACAGGCUAUCCAAUAAUUUGGUCACCGUUGUUGCCCUUUGCUGCACCUUCUCUACCCGGUCCACUAUCUUGUAUAGCAGGGACCAAAACUGAACACAGUAUUCCAGGCUGGCCUGACCAGAACUGAGUAGAGUGGUAUAGUUACUUUAUCUCUCCUGGUGUUGAUGCAGCCAAGUCUUGUAUUGCCUUUCUUUGCUGCAGCAAUAAACUGUUCACUCACAUUGAGCUGUUUGUGUGCCAGGUCCCUUUCCGUAGAGCUGUUCCCUAGCCAGCCUGUGCUGCUCUCCUGGAUUAUGUUUUGCCACGUGCAGGACCUUAUAUUUGUCCUUAUUGAACUUCAUAAGGUUCUUGUUAGCCUAAAUUUUCAGCCUGUCCAGGUCCUCCUGCAGGGUGGCUCUCCCUUCCAAAGUGUCCGCUGCCUCACUCACUUUGGUAUUACUGACAAACUUCACCCAGGUACACUUGAUCCCAUAAUCCAAGCCACAGAUGAUGCUAAACAGCGUUGGACCCAGUAUCAUUCCCUGGGGGAAUUCCACUUGUGGCAGUUGCCAGUGUGAAAGGGAGCAAUUUAUUACAACCCUCCAGGCGUGGCUGGUCAGUCAGUUCCCCACCCACCGCAUGGAUCCCACAUCCACACCAUCACAUAGACAUUUCUGUAGGAGGAGGCCGUGGGAAGCCGUAUCAGAAGCCUUGGAGAUAUCCAGGUAGACAACGUUCACCACUGGCCCCACAUCAACCAAGCGGAUUCAUUUGUUGUAAGAGUCAAUCAGGUUUGUCAAGCACAAUUUGUCCUUGGACAAUCUGUGCUGGAUUUUCCUAAUCAUGGGCUUCAUUUGAUUUGUAACAGCCCCCAGGAAAUUUUGUUCUAUAGGUUUCCCAGGGACUGAAGUAACACAGAUGCGCCUAUAAUUUUCUGGAUCCUCUCUGAAGUCCUUCUUGUAGAUAGGAGUGACACUAGCCUUUUUUCAAUCUUCUCAGAUGUCCUCCAAAUUCCACAACUCGAAAAUUAUGGAGAGUGGCCUUGAAGCUGUAUCAGCCAGCUUUCCUUGAUUUGAUACUGUCAGAGUGCAUCAAUGUGUAGAGGUCAAGGUAGUGUAAUAGUUCACGUACCAUCCUUUCCUUCUCAGAUAGUGGGUCUGUGUUUGCAUCAGCCAGGAUUUUUUUUUUCUCAAGGCCUGGUAUUGGUGAAAGGACAUGGGUGAAGAAAGUGUUGAGUACCUCUGCCAUUUCAGCCUUGUUGGUGACUAAUUCAUCUCUUCUGUUAAACAGCAGGCAAAUACUUUCCUUCUGUCUCUGCUUGUUUACAUACCUGUCCUGGUUUCAACUGGCAUAGAAUUUAUUUUCAUCCUCAUAGCUGGCACAGUGCUGUGGUUUAAAUUGGUAUGAGAAUAAUGUUAAUUGCACCCUAAUGAUUUAGUUCUCGCUAAUUUGCAUUUGUCCUACAUCAAAGACCUUUUGGUGUCCUGUACUCUGCCAGUGAGAAGGUCCACAAGAAGCUGUGAGGGGCCAGGACCACUGACCCCAACUGGUCAAAGGGAUAUUCCAUACCAUGGAAGGCCCUGCUCAGUACAUGAACUGGUGGGGGGUAGCAGCUGGGAGGGACCUAUUGGUGCUUGGGGGUAGACUGAGGUCAGUGGGUGCUAAGCAAUUGUUUUGUGUAAUUGCUUGUUUCUUGGGUUUUGUUCCUCUCUCUUCCUGUUAUCAUUUUACUUUAUUAUAUUUCAAUCAUUAAACUUUUCUUAUCUCA
Poecile atricapillus (Black-capped chickadee) is the source of this 5112-nucleotide messenger RNA. RefSeq names its product family with sequence similarity 149 member A (gene FAM149A). Lineage: Eukaryota; Metazoa; Chordata; Aves; Passeriformes; Paridae. Bases 51 to 2024 code for a protein of 657 amino acids. The record is from RefSeq and is a predicted model, not a curated record. The transcript has 14 exons.